This is a messenger RNA of Phoenix dactylifera (date palm), 1271 nucleotides long. Its product is annotated as expansin-B16-like. The record is from RefSeq and is a predicted model, not a curated record. NCBI's taxonomy places the organism in Eukaryota, Viridiplantae, Streptophyta, Magnoliopsida, Arecales, Arecaceae. Gene Ontology annotation, biological process: sexual reproduction. Gene Ontology annotation, cellular component: extracellular region; plasmodesma.
UGAGCUCUGUCCGUUGCCUGUUUACACAGAAGAUCUGAACCAAGAGGCAGAUGCUUCGGUUUUUCCAAGCUUAAAGGGAUAAGAAACUCGAGAGAAGCAGCCUCUCUCGCACAAUGGCCGGCGCCGGCUUCUUCUUUCCCUCCUUUGCUCUCCUCCUCUUCUUCUUCUUCUUCUUCGAGUCCUCCGGUGAGUCCCAUCAGAUUUCCGACCCGCAUUGGCACCCGGCCACGGCGACGUGGUAUGGAAGCCCCGACGGCGACGGCAGCGACGGAGGAGCGUGUGGGUAUGGGUCGCUGGUGGAUGUCCGGCCGAUGAAGGCGAGGGUGGGGGCGGUGAGCCCGGUGCUGUUUAAAGGAGGGGAGGGGUGCGGGGCCUGCUACAAGGUGAAGUGCGUCGACGGCGGUGUCUGUUCCCGGCGGGCGGUGACGGUGAUCGUCACCGACGAGUGCCCGGGGGGGUACUGUGCCUUCGGCCGCACCCACUUCGAUCUCAGCGGCGCUGCCUUCGGCCGCAUGGCCGUCGCGGGCUCCGCCGACCGGCUCCGCGACCGAGGCGAGAUCUCGGUCAUCUUCCGGAGGACUCCUUGUAAGUAUCGUGGGAAGAGCAUAGCCUUCCAUGUGAAUGAAGGCUCAACAGACUAUUGGUUAUCGCUUCUGGUGGAGUUUGAGGAUGGAGAUGGAGAUGUUGGAUCCAUGCACAUCAAACAGUCCAAUUCGGUGGAAUGGCUAGAGAUGAAUCAUAUCUGGGGCGCCAAUUGGUGUAUUAUUGGGGGACCCCUAAAGGGGCCCUUCUCAGUAAAGCUGACCACAUUGUCCACGCAGAGGACCCUCUCUGCCCGGGAAGUGAUUCCAAAGAACUGGUCUCCCAAGGCCACCUACACCUCCCGCCUGAACUUCUCUUAAUUAGAGGGAGGCAGACCCAUGAGUCAAAAGAACCUACCCUUCCGUCCCCACCUGGGGGAAAAAAAAAAAGAAGUAGCCGUUGGUGGUUGUGGUCUUUUGAAGAAUAACAUAAAAAAUAGCCGUUGGGAUGCCAAGGCAAAUCCCCUAUUAUCUUAGUUUUUGGAAGUUUCUAUGUAUAUGUUGUAGCCAUAGGGCUCAGCCAUGUGCCCUAGUAGCCCUCUCCUAAAGGAGAGAGAGCGCCCAUUGUGUGACAUUUGUGUAAGCUUGUGGGGGAAUGACUCCAUCUAUAACCCUAUGAAGGGUUUUCCAAUAAUUCAUCUAUGGAGCAACAUUAGUUAUUAUAUCCACAUCAUGGAGGUGUUUCUCUGA